Podarcis lilfordi (Lilford's wall lizard) is the source of this 14570-nucleotide messenger RNA. The record is from the annotation of a GenBank genome assembly. Lineage: Eukaryota; Metazoa; Chordata; Lepidosauria; Squamata; Lacertidae.
AUGCAAGGCCCCCGCGAGCCGGAGAAGGUUCAAGGACUCGCCAAUCCCUGCGCCGCCUGCAGGCCGGAGUCCGUCUCUCCAGGAAGGCGAGCGAGUGAGGCGGCGGCGGCGGUGGGCGGGCCAGAAGCAGCGAACAGGCGGACGGGGAGGCAGGCGCUGGAGCAGCUCCUCCGCCUCGCCAGCCACACAAUCCCCGCCCCGGGCCCGCCGAAUAAGAGCGCGGGGCGGGGCGGCCGGCCUCUCCUCUCUGGCUGGCUCGCCGUCGCAGCGUCGCCGGCGGCCGGGACGCGGCCCCUCAGGCCCCGGCACCCUGGAAGGCAGGUAGGCGAGCAAGCGAAGGGGCGCCGCCGCCGCCGCUGCGGCAAGGAGAGUAAGGUCGGGGUGGGCUGGGCUGAGGAGAGGCCGCCGCCGGCUGCGGAUGCGCCAAGAAGGCGCGCGCUUUGCACCUCGGAAGAGCCCCGUGAGCAGAGCCGGUGAGAAACGAAGGGCUGGGUGAGGCUCCGGCGAGAGCCGUGCCCGCGAGGCGAGGAGGUCUAGCGGCCGAGGAGCCGCGCGCGCCCGGCGACCGAGGUGCAGCGCACCGCCUGUGUGUGUAUCUGCGGGCGCGCGCGGGCGCUUGUAAACACUUGGGUUGUGUGUACGUUUGUCUCCCUUCGUUACACGCCGCGGGAUUCUGGCGGUCCGCUUCGUUGGUGCGAUGUAGCCCAAGCCUGAAAGGCAAACUGCCUUCGUGCUUUCAUGAAUAUUCUUUCCAGUGGUGCUUGUGUGCGCCCAUAAGUAGAUAAUACAUUUGCAUUUAGAAAGUGCGUGUGUUGUUGUUUUUUUCCUCAAGUGCCGGUCUGAAAAAUCCUAUUCCAGCUUGUGUAGGUUAUAUACAUUUAUGUUAAGUGUGUCUUAAGUGUGUCUGUACGGACUGAGCAUAAAUCAUGUGCAUAUGUGUUUUUUUUUAUAUGGCAUGUGCUCAGAAAUGCCAGCCUUGCAACACAUGCGCCAGGCUUUAGAACACACACUCUCUUCUCUAGCUUCUGGAUAGUAGGUUUUUUUAAAAAAAGCUGCUAGAGUACACCAAUAGUUAUGUAGUAUUGUGUGGCCUCUCUUAAGACUGUUGUACUUAGAUGGGCACAUUAUUUUGCAAUUGUAUAUGCAGUAAGGUGUUGUCUAGGUUGUGCAAUAUAUGCUACAUACAAUAUGAAGUCCAGACUUAUAGACGCAAUCCAUGUGUGUUUGUUUAUUUCAGUGUGGCAUGAGGGUCUUUGAUCUUGCGCUGCUCUCUGUGCUUUGCGUAGGGAGGCGUCAUGUACUAUUUUUUUCCCUUGCAAGAAAAUGCCAAACAUUUCUACACAAUGGCAGGCCUUUGUAGGUAGCAACGUUGUUUAGCUACACCACACUCUGUGUUUCCCAUGGUCUUGCAGAAAGAAAUGGCAAAGCAUUAAAACAAAGCAGGUGCCGCCCCACUGCAAGUUUAAUUUCAGCGAAUAAGGUGACCGAAAUUAGUUGCCUGCUGCUGUGCAGCCUCUGCCUCUCAGUCUGCUGAAAUGCAUCUCUGUCAUCGCUGAGCUAGAGUACUGAAGCUGUGCCAAGGAAUAGUGCUGAAGCGUAGUUUGUGUGCUGUCUCCCUCUCUCUGAGUGUGCUUCAAUGACUCUCCUUGGUGCUGCUGCUUUGACUCAUUGUCCAUAAAAGGAAGUAGCACUAUGGAGAGCUCUUGGCAGCCAUGGAUUUCUCUGCAUGACAGACUGGAAUCUUUCUGACCCCAUUCUCAUGAAGCCUGAUCUUCACCGUUGCAUACCGUUUUCAUUGCAUCUCUGUUCCGCAGAAGCUCCUUCAUGUUGGUGACCAGGAGCCACGCAUGGCAAAAGAGAGGUUGUAGCUUCUAAGGAAGUUAAAGGUUAACACCUUUAUUCAACAGCAAUGAUAAACCAUGGUGGUUGCCCAAGUACAAAAUAUUUUCAGAUUAUACAACUGUUAUAUAUUUCUAGCAAAGGUCCCCUUUGCUGCCACCUUAAGCUACCCAUAUUUAUGCAUAUUUUGAAAUUCCAGAAACCUCUGUUCUAAAGCAUUAUCAGCAACACGACUAGAAGUGUGAAGGCCUGGGAAAAUCCAUGGGAAAACUGAUCCCCUCCCCAAAAGCCUUUUGUUUUGCUUUGUUUUUUUCUGAAAAAAGAGUUAUUAAAUAUUUUGUUCAUAAUUCUAAAAUAAAAUAUUUCAUAACAGCUUGUAAUAUAUUUAGUACUCUCCCCAAAUAAGAAUUCUAAAACUGUGUAACCGGAGGACUUAUGUAAGACUGUGUACAGUAUCAUAUCCUUACAAUUCCAGUAUACUAAGAACAGACAAGUUCUGAGUUGUACUUUGAGAGUUCAACUCUCAAAUGCAAAAUGAAGAUGCAUUUCUGCCUCUUGAAGGGCACAGCCAUUGUCACAGCACAGGGGAGAAAGAGCCAGUACCCUAUUUGCUUGUGGACUUGGCCUUGCUGGCAUAGUUAGUGGAUCAUUUUCUUUCCUUCUGACUAGGCCUCAAAAGUUCUGGGAGUGGCAGAAAGUACAGAGCAAAAUAAUUUUGUUGCAACUCAAUUCAUGCUGCUACAGAUCCUUUGGACCCAAGAUUAAAAGGCAGAAUGUUAAGUGAUGAUGGCUUCCUCAUUUGACUGGAUUACAAAACAGGCAGUACACCUGGGGCUUGGUGUCGGAAAGAUGCUUUGAAAUGUUGCAGAGCACAGAACAUUUUCAGGUGUUUGGUCAAGGAGUCUGGGAUUCUGCCAAGCAAUAUUCCUCCUACAACGAAGAGACAAGGCCUUUGCUCAACACAGCCUCUGAGUCUUCAUGUUUAUUACCUACUUCAGAUCCCUCCAUUUUUUGCAGCAUGUAAAAUAAGCUGCCCUAUGUUUGAAAAUGCACCAAAUCAAGAAAUAAACUGACAUGUUGAAAGAGUAGAAGCAUGUUUCAGUCUGGGCAAAUCUUCAAUUGUUGGAAGCCCAUGAUUAAUACAAUAACAAAUAAGAAGAAAGAGAACUGAUAGUGAUAGCUUAGAAAAAGAGACUGAUUAAAUUCCAUGUAAUACUCAAUUCAUUUCAUCCUCCAUCCCCUUUUUCUCAGCUCUUUAUAUGGAAAUGGAUGGUUUAUGUCUGCUUGACACAGUGGAGAACUGGAGGUGAUAAAAUAAUUUCCCAAUAAAUAAUAAUUUGUUUUGGUUGUGUUUGGAUGUUGAUGGUUUCUGUUUUUGCCUGUUCCUCAUAAACAGGCAAAACCAAAGAGAUGUUAGGUUCCUUACAGUUUGGCAGUAGCUUGUAGCUAAAUUUCUAACAAAAACUUAAAAACAAAUUCAAUUUGUAAUUAUUGUCUAAAUAAGCUAUACUGCUAAUUUAUCAGACAUGAGAAUUACAUGGUAAACCGAGUUAUGUAUAAUACAUUUUAUGUUACCAAAGUAACAAAUUGACUUUCAAUAUGUAAAGAAUGCUUUUAAAAAAGGGAAUAUUUCAUGUUUUCAUCCCCCCCCCCAAAAGGUUCAUUUUCCCACAGCUACAAAGUUUCCAGAAAUUUUGCAUCUCAAAUCAUAACCCACUUGGAUGCAAAAAUCCUGAGUUCUCUUUAGGCCCAGAAGCUCUGUAUACAACUAGCAAAAUCCAAAGACUGUCUUGAGCAUUCUGUUUAUGGGGAGUGUAGUGUAUUGUGUCAUCUUCACUAUCUCACUUGCAAUACAUUUGUGCACAUUUCUGGAGCACCAAUGAAGCAAAAGUUUUAUCAUAGAAUCAUAGAGUUGGAAGGGUCAUCUAGCUGAACCCCGUGGAAUGCAGGAAACUCAGCUAAAUCAUCCAUGACAGAUGGUCAUCAGUGUACAAAUGCAAUUUGAUUUGCAAGUUGCAUUAGGCCUCUUCUGGUAACUAAUGUGUGAGUACAUGCUGGCUGACCUUUCAUACUAGACACUGGCACCAAUCCAGAGGUGACCCAAUGAGGGGGAUAUAGGGCUCCACUGUUGUAUAUUUACUGGGUUUUUAUCCCAGCCUUCCUCCAGAAGGAGCCCAGGGCAGCCAUACAACAUUAAGUUAAAUAAUACACAAACUAAAACACAAACCAGCAACCUCAAAGGCUUCUAAAAACUUCAGGUACUCAAUGCCUGGGUGAAUUAAAACAUUUUGAGAUUCACUAGAAAGGGAGUUCCAUAAUCAGGUUGCUGCAGAAAAGCCAAUCUGUAAGUCUCCUCACCUGCCUUUUCUGCGUACUGUCCAUUUGUGGCACCACUAUAUGAAUCUACUGUGUUAAUGGGUGAGUGUUUCUAUCUCAGUGAAGGGAGCCCUGCGCAUAUAGCACCCAUAUGCACACCCCACACCCAGACCCUGCUUCAGAAUGACACUGACUGUAGAAGUCUGCAUCUAUGGAGUGGGGCUAGCUGGUGCCAUCUUGGAAGCCCCUCUGUGGAGUUUUAAUGCACGGGUGCUAAAUGACUCAAGGGGUUUAAUCUGUGUGAUUACGGUGGUUAAGUGUGCAUUUCAUCAAAAGAAACACUGCAAGCCCCGGUUGUGAAAAACUAUCACAGUUAAAAGAAACAGCCAGAGUUGUUAUGCUGCAGGUCUGAUUUGAAAAAGCUAUUUAUAGUAUUUUGUUAUAUGUGCCAGAGUUUGUGUCUGGGGUGCUUAAUGCAGCCGGAAUGAUAUAUCCUGUGUAUACAGAUCCAUGCAGAACUGUCUAAUCAAAUACAGGCAAGUGGUUCUGCUUGGCAAAUCCCACAAAACGCAAGCAUGCGCAUGUAUGACGUAAAAAGCUUUCAGUCAUUGGGUUUGAAUGUAACUACACGCUGCAAGCAUUAGGAAACAUCUGUUGCUUAGGGAUUGUAGUGGCAAGGGACUAAGGCUAGCCAAAAUGAUCCCAUUUUUCACAGUGAACCAGUUUAAAUAAUCACCUGUGUGAGAAACAUAAUUGUUCCAUGUAUAUUUUUCGUGGCAAAUAAAAUGAGGGAAAACGUUUCUGUUGCUUUUCUCACCAGUAUUGAUACCUUAUAUAGGCCUAAGAGAUCUGUGCUUUUCUUAGGACAGUAUGGACAAGUUGCAGUAUUUAGAGGAGAUAAUUCCAUCAUCACUUGAGAGUAUGUAAACAAGGAAUUCCAUGACGUUUUCAACCACAUCCUCAUGUCUGACAGUCUUGGGUCAUUCACAGGUUACUGUGCUUCUUGAUAGAACUGUGGACCAGUGGUGCUGACUACCUUCCUAUUCUUAACAACAUUGGCUAUCACACUGUGUACAUUAUCUGGGAUUCUCCUCUAAGGAGAUGGACAGUGACAGAAAACUGACUGCCCAUGCAACAGUUUUUGGGGACUUCAGUGACUGCUAUCCCUUUCAAAGCCAAAACAUGACUGCCCUAGAUUCAUGGAUAGAUAUGUAUGUUGUGUGUCCUGGAAGCUUCUGGAGCAGUUGAUUGCAUGUGAAAUCCCAGCCCAUUUCUUGUCCUGGCUGACGCUUCCUUUUCAAUCUUUUGGGAGAGAGCUCGUAGUCAAGAAAGUUGUUUUCGGUUGUAUGGGCUACAGGAGAGUAACAAAAUGCUAUUUGUCUGUAGUGAAUAGUGCCAAGGUGAGAACAAGGUUAUCAAUAAUAAUCUGUCUUCUCCCCCAUCCUCAACACUUCCUCAGUCACCUGUCAACAUGAAGUUCUCUUUGUUUAUACACAUCUCUGGGCUCACAAGUGUUUCUCUGUGUGUAUAUGUGUGCAUUAUUUUGCUGUCAUAUAUAGUUAUGCAAAACUUCAUCCUGUCUACCUAUUAGAUAUGCCACAUACAUACUUUGUACACUUUGUACCUGCAUGUGCAAUACAUGUAGAACUGAAUGCACACAACCACACUCUUAGUGUCAGCUGUCAUGCCAAAUACCAAAGAUCUCUGUAUAAAAACACGUCGCACAUCAACACAUGGAAAGCAAGUGUCCUUCCAAUAUUAUUUGUACAGUAAAGCAGGAGAAAAUGAGCAAAUAUUACAAAAGCUUGUCAGUAUGGGUGGGAGUUCUGCAGCAGUAGUGAUGUAAAAAACUUCCCUAAUACCUAAUAGCCAUACCACAGCUUUCCAUUGUUGGGAACCAUGCUCAAGGCCAGAUUGAAAGCAAAAGUUGCAGUGUCUUAAAACAUCACUGGAAUGUAGGAGACAAUUGCAGCAGGUAACAGUCACUAUAAACAACAGAAUUAUCAGGUAAUCAGUUUCUGAACAGGUAAAUUAAAAUCCUGUCACAAUACAAGUACCUUAAGUUGACAAAUUGGCUUUUCCUCUGCCUGUAGUCGGGCUUCCAUGAAAGACUUUUAACAGAAUGCAUCCUCUGUGACACAAGUCAUGGGGGAAGUGUGGGUGUUCUACAUGUUUUCUGUCAUAUGUAACACACUAUGUGUGGCCCAUGGAUGUGUAAUAUUGGCAUGUCAGUGACCCACAGACUGGACAGGUGUGCUGCCGUCGUGCCAACGCUAUAUGUGUGUGGAUCAGUACUCAUGGCAGCUACGUUCAGCAUUAGAAAUUCACUAGGCGCCAGGUGCAUUUUGCACUUGGCUAUCAGACACUUGCAACCUAGUGAAGAUGCCCAGGCACCAGAAUGGUGCCUGACUUCUCCACCAUCUGGAGGUGUGUGCCUGGGGAUCCUUGAAUCUUGACUGUUUUCACACACUAGCAACAUAUCCUGGAGAAUUCUAUCCAUCAUAUUUUAUCUGAACAAUCAGAAUGAAUUUCAAGAACCAAAAAGUUGUAUGGAAAAAUAGGACUUCCAAGCCAUCUGGCCCAAAAACUGAAAAUAGGCAUUCCAUUUUGGUGACUGUAACCCUGGUUGAAGGAGCCAUUUGGCACCUAGCUUAUAUAUCUUAGUUUCUAACACUGGAAGUUUAAAUGUGACUGGGCAUGUGGGAUGUUUGCAUGUGUAUGCUUUUGCAUGCAGCAUGGGGCACGGAGGGCAAUGCCAUGAAAUGCCAUGCUUCCAUGAAUGACUUCUGCUUACACAACAUAAUUUCUUUCCCCCACCCACCCCCAUCUCACAGGGGGAGGCAGAGGGAAGGGAUGUUCAGUUGCACAAAUGAAAGUCCUUGUGCUGAUGGGAUGGCCUUGUUGUAUACAGCACAGAGUAAGUCGGGACUUAGUAAGAAGUCUGAAGAACUGCUGCUCUGAAUGAGAACAUAAUUCUGGUGCAGAAAGUGAGCCAAGUUGAUCUUGCUAGGCACCGUUGCCUAUAUCUGUACUCAGGGUAUUUAUUUUUAUCCCUCCAUUUAAGGCACCUUACAAUAAAAAUGUUAAAAACAAAACAAUUGAACCAAAAAAAAUAAGAGAAAAAUAGCAUCAUAUGAAAUCAUAUUUAGGAGUCCAGCAUAAAAUCAGUAAAAUGUCUGAUUUGUCAUUUGAACGUGCAGAUGCAUUAUAUUGAGAAUCCUGCCUCAUUAAGAUAUCAGGUGAUUUUUAGACUACAGCUUUCUCAAUUAAUCUAAAUCCUAUGGAUGUGAAAGCAUGUGCAGUAUAGAUUUGAAUAUUUUAAGGGUGUGUUUGGCGUUAUGGAAUAUGUGCUCAUUUUCAGCAUUUAUUUGUACUUGCCUUUCAGAGGACUUCAAGCCUUUUGAGGUGUUGAGGUGUAACUGGAAUAGAGAUUUAACAUCUGGUUAGUUUACAACCUUUCACUUUCAGAUUGACUGUUGGAGAUAAAUGUUAACCUCUAAUUUUGUACCUAUAGUCGAUCAGUAUAUUCUGCAAUCUUUCUUUGCCCUUCAGUAGUAAACUAACACAACUUCAGUCACUCUUAUUUAGUAGCAAUAUAUUUAUUUAUGUGUGUGUGUGUGUGUGUGUGUAAAAGCAUACCUAAUCUGUGUUGUGAUCUUGAGAAUGUUUCAGUACCAUUCCUCAAGGUUCUUAGUUUUGCCAUUAUAGUCAGAAACUGAAUCUCCAUUGUGAUGUAAAAUGCUUAUGAUACCAUUGUUUCCAGAGAUGCCUUUUCCUGCAUUCAUCUCAUGGGCUGCUAUCUCAUCAGACUGACACGAGGGAACUAUUUUAGAAUGAAUGUAGUUGGAGUCAGUCUGAGGCCAUACUGGACAAGACACCAUUCACAUAAUUGCUUUUUAAAAAGCAAGUGUGUGUGUCUGUAUAUGCAUGUGUGAUCCAGAUCAAGACCUGGUGGAGUAAGAAGGGCUUUAAUCCUUUUCACCCCCUUGUAUACCUGGCCCAGAUUGGGCCCUUUGCACCACCUAUUUGUAUUAAACUGUACUAAUGAAAGCUUUUCUUCAAAUGUUAAUAGAAGCUGUGGCCCCCACAGUUCAUAUUGGGACUGUAGUUGUGGGGCAGGCAGUGUAGAGGCUAAAGCCUCCCUAACCAUUAUCAAGGUCUGCUGUUAACUUACUCUUUUUUUUUUAAGUCAUUCACAUAAUUCAGUGGUUGCCAAUCGUUCUGGACCAGUGGCAUAUUUAGAAUUUUGGAGGCCAGUUACGAAAUGGCUGGAGGUGUGGCAUUACCAAAAUUUAGAUUGAAUGCAGUUUCCCCAUCACACCCCAUCCCUGGACAAAACGAUGAUGUUAGGUUUUGUGCAGUUUACUAACCUUCUAGUUUACAUUGGGGCGGUGAGUCUGUGUCCUUCCAGAUGCUGCUUGACUCCAGCUCCCAUCAUUCUUGGCCACUGAUGAUUCCAGCUGGGGCUGAUGGGAGUUGGAGUCCAGCAGCGUCCGAAAGGCUGCCCUGGUUUGUAUGAAAUGCAGCGCAGUUCUGUGCUCACAUACUCAGAAGUCGUUCCUGCUAUGUUCAGUGGGACUUAGUCCUAGAUAAAUGUUUAUAUAAAAUUGUGGCUUACAUUUUUUAAAAUCUGGAAACUAUUUCUGUCUUAACAUUUCCCCGAGGUUCAGGGCAAUCUUCUAUAGCAGGGGUGGCCAACUCUCAAGAGACUGCAAUCUACUUUCAGAAUUAAAAACUGGCAGUGAUCUAUCUCCAUUUUGGGGGUUUUAGGGGUUACAAAAAAAGCUUUUUGGGAGGGCAGUUCCAUUUUGGGGGGGGGGUUUAAAGGCAAGGGACAAAGGGGUAAAGUCACUCACAAAAAGAUCACUGUGGAUCAAAACAACAGCACAGAGAAAUCUCCGUCUAGAGAUCAUACAACAAUGGAUGGUGGGGUGAGGGGGCAUGGUAGGAGUCAGAGAUCCACCAUGGGGAUCUACCAGUAGAUCGCAAUUGACUUGUUGGACAUCCCUGUUCUAUAGUGUCUCCUUCAUGAAAGCACUUUUUGUAUAGGAAGUGUGUAUCUUCCAAGUCAGUAUGCUUACUCUCAUGUAACUGUGCUAUAAAACAAAAUGCUGCCUGUUCGUUUUGACCCUAGAGUCUGCUUGCUCCUAAACAACCCAGAAAAAACACACACCAUAAAAAUCCUUCCCAAACUGGCCAAGGCCCUUGAGAGUGGCACAGUUAUGUCCUUGUUCUCCCGACACAGGGCAGUGAUGGUUAUAAUCAAUGGACAAUUCUCUGCUGACAUUUGAAAUUGCAGUGGAACAGAGGGGAGGAGCAGAAGGUAUUUUCAGUAUAUACGACCCAAGCUUCAGUUUUCCUGGAAUAUAUUAGGAAGAUAGUGCAAAAUCUAGGAAGGGGCUUUUUUUCUAUUCAAUACCUGCAGUGGAUUUGUUUUCAUCCAUGCUGUGCACAUGUUCUGUGUUCCCAGUCAUAUUAUUUUAUUUAUUUCAUUUGAAUAGGAAAAAACAACAGCCCGUGAAACAUUAAAACCAAAUAUAACAACAGCAAUAAAACAAAAACCUAAAAUGUUAGUCUAGAUAUUUAUAUGUGUAUAUAAAUGUUGACUUAUACCCAUCCCACUUAAAAGGAUGAGCACAACAAGAGGCCAUAGACAUAAUGAGUUAACUCUCCAAUUUAAGGGCCAAAGACUUGGGUAAAUAAGUGUUUUUGCUUGGCACCUAAAGACAGACAAUGAUGGUGCCUGGGGAGAGCAUAUUCCAUAAGUGGAGGCCAUCACUGAAAAGUCCAUUCAGUUGCAGUAUUACUACAACAUUUGCAGCUUCCAUAACAAUACAGUCAUAUAUCCGCUUACGUAUCCCCCUGGAUGCAUAAACUUCGGGAUGUGAACGUGGCAAACCCGGAAGUAUUUCCCCGAGUUUCGCCACGCAUGCAUGCGCAGAAGCACUCUACACAUGUGCAGAAGCGGUCCUCCGGUUGCAAAUUCCUCGGGAUGCGGCCGGACCUCCGGUAUGGACCCCUUUCGCAACCAGAGGUACCACUGUAUUUGAAACUCGCUUUCAAGGUUUCCUCCUUUCUGUUUUGACAAUAUAUUACGUAUUCUAUAAUAAUGUUUAUGAGCAUAUGUUUAGAUGAGAUGUGCCUCUCUUUACAGCUUGAAAAAAGAUAAACCAGAUGGCUAAAAUGUGUAUUUUGUUGGUAUGAAAUUCUACAUUUUGAAAUUUACUUAAAGCUAUAAAAGUUGUAGGUUUUAGUUCUAGAAAUUGCUAUCUUGCUUCCUUUUCUUGGAAUCUUAGACCUAAAUACAUUUGCUUAAAGUAAAAAUGAGUCCAUGAAAGAUCAACAGAAUAUGUUUCCAAGUAACUGUGAGUAGGAUUGAGAAAGAAGUCACAAAUAUAGAUCUUUCGGAGUAUAUUUUCUUUUGAUUGGUGUGUGUAUAAAGCAAGCUGCUAAAUGACCGAAAAAUGUUUGGAAGACUCUAUCAUUGUUUGCCACUUGAUUUGACAUCCAUAUAGCAGAUUUAGUGCAAAUAACUUUCAAAGACGCCUUCCCAUUCACCUGAAGCUUUUGUCGUGUCAAGUACUAGAUAGAUGCAAUCAAGGUUGCCGAUUCUCUUGGGGUCAGGCAGCUAGCUGUCUGUGAGCAUUUCACAGUGAAUAGAGAUUAUGGAUCACGUACUCUUAAUCUACUUUUGGAAGGUUUGUGUGAGGACAUGCUGACUUUCCUCCCUCUCUAAACCAGAUGUUAAAAAGGUAAUGUUCACUGAGAGGUGGAAACAGACUUUUUACAUAAAUAAGCAGUCCCACUGAAAGUAAUGAGAAAUGUAUAUGAUUGUAGUUAGAUUACUUUUGUAGCUUUUCACUUGGCAUGCACUAGUUGCUUCAGUGGUUCUUGAAUAGGAGAUAUACAAGGUCAGACCAGCUUCAGAGGAAGCUGUUCUCACUGAGGUCUACAUAGGAGGAAGCUCAAUAUACCUUCUGGGAAAAUAGCUGCUUUUUAAUGUGUGUGUAUGUCUUCAAAUUAGUGAUAUUUUGACCUUCACAUCCACCAGUUCAGCUUCUGAACUGGGAGCAUGUAAAAGCUUAAGAUCUACUAUUUUGCUAGUAGUCUCUGGUACUACAUCUUUCAGACGUCCAAGUUGGGCUUAGUCAAAAUGCCUUCAGCUGAUCUGUUGUGUGGCUUCAGUACCAGGCAAGACCUGGGAAUUGUGUUCACUGAAAUCUUAUUUAUUGUGCACAGUAUAUAAUGUUUGCAUAUCCAUGGGGUUCUGCAGUGGUUAUUGUGUCUGGCUUCACAUUGUAGACAGGCCACAGUUCCCAUUUUGGGAACAGAACCUGAGAGCUAAACAAGGUCUUUAAGGCUACAGGGCAAAAGUGGGACUUGAAUCCAAGUCCAACUCUCUUACAAUGCAUGGCCUUACUCUGGCCCAUGAAAAUCUAAAGCAUGGGUGGGGAACUUUUCCUUUCCUUUGGGGACUGGAUGCUGGAAGUGGGCAGGACCAAUGACAAAAGUGGGCAGGGCAGGCCACCCCUUCUUUCUCUCUCUGCCACCCCUUCUUUCUCUCUCUGCCACCCCUUCUUUCUCUCUCUGCCACCCCUUUCUCACUUUCUCCUUCUUCCUCGCUCGCUUAGGGGAGGGAUGGAUUGCUCUUGCCUCACACGUUCUUUUACCACUUAGCCCAUUGGGGCUCUCUUUUCCCUCCACCCACACCACCUGGUUUCCCUUUUCCUUGCCAGACGUCUAAACUUGUUUGCUUGCAGACAGCUCCCCGCCUUGUUCCAUUGCUCUGCCUGUUUUGGCUUCCUCUCCCCCCCCUCACUGUCCUCUUUCCCCCCUCCUCCUGGGUUUCCACCACCAACAUGAAGCUGCAGGUUUUCCACCCCAGCCUAGUCUUUGGAACUUGGGAUCACUUGAGAAAUGGCGGCCCCAAAGAAACGAAUCUCUAUGUCGCUCUGUGCGUUGCAACACACUAAUCAAACUGCUUUUUUGUUUUGUUUUUGUAUUUCCAGGCUAGCCGAUUCAUAUUUAAAAUGGAAGUUGACAUUAAUGGGGAGUCCAGGUCUAUCCUAGCUACUCUCCCGUUGCCUAUUGCUGAUGUGAGUGGCACCGGCAAGGCCGAGUCCGAGAAACCUCGCUGCUCCAGCACCCCAUGUUCUCCGAUGCGCCAGACUGUUUCAGGCUACCAGAUCCUCCACAUGGAUUCUAACUAUUUGGUUGGCUUCACGACAGGGGAGGAGUUGCUGAAAUUAGCUCAGAAGUGCACUGUAGGGGAGGAGAACAAAGUCGAAGCGGUAGUGCCUACUUUGCGUUCCAAACAGCUCGAUUCAGGACUUUCCCGCUCCUCCCGGGUGUGUAAAGCCAGAAGCAGGUACUACCAGCCUUACGAGAUCCCGGCGAUCAAUGGCCGGAGAAGGCGGCGGAUGCCCAGCUCAGGGGAUAAAUGCACCAAGCCACUACCUUAUGAACCCUACAAGGCUUUUCAUGGUCCUUUGCCUCUUUGCCUUUUCAAGGGUAAAAGGGCUCACUCUAAAUCCCUAGACUACCUCAAUCUGGACAGAAUGAACAUCAAGGAACCAGCCGACACAGACGUACUUCAGUAUCAGCUCCAACACCUCACCCUAAGAGGGGACCGUAUGUUUGCUCAGAACAACACAUGAAGAUAAAUUGCCCUUGGCUCAUCUUCGCAUCAAAAAGCUCUUUACAAGGUGGACAAGCCAUGCACGGGGUUCUUGGCUGCAGCAGCAAAGUGUUACCAGACCACUGUUUGUAUGAGUUAAGAUUAUGAAGAUAGCAUGGGGUGGAAAUCACGUGGAAGGAACUACUUGGAAAUUCUGUCUGCAGAUAUCUUUAGAACAGUAUAACAAAACAGGGGGUUUUGCACAUGGAUACCUGGACUUGACAAUAUAAAUUCGGAAAUCGGUGUACUAUGACUUCUGUUUCUAACUGGACUCGCUGUAAGAAAUUACUCAUGGAUAAGCACUGAACUACACUCUUACUUAAUACUAAGCAUAUGUGUGUAAAUGUAAUGACUUUUGCAUCAUAGGAAAAAUAAGUUUGAGUAAGCCCAUGUGCUCUUUAAAAGAAUCCAGUUUACAUUUGCCGUAACUGGUUUUGCACUGGGGGAAAAGCAAAACGAAAAGCAAAAAAAGAAAAAGAAAAAAAAAGAUGAAAUUAAGCCUGAGUACUUAAGUUACUACAACUUUUAAAAAAAUGUAAUUGAAUUACUUUUCAAGUUCCAAAUUGAUUUCAUUGUAAUUAAAACAAAAACAAACUUCGACUGUUUUGGAGAAAAAUGGAAUAUUGGAAGGCAAACAUUAACAGAUUUUAAUUUAGUUUUGUUUGUUUCUUUAAAAAAAAGUUGUCUUAACACCUACAUGAGGAUCUUUAUGUUGUGUAUAUACAUCGUGAACAGCUGCAUCUGCAUCUGCAGUAUACAAAUACUAGUUUAGAUUCUAGAACUACCAUAUUACAUUAUUAUUGUUGCGGGGAGGGUCUUGCUAGACCACAUUUUAGCACUGCACCUGAACAUUCCAGUUUAUUUACAGCACUGAAUACUACUUUUUAAACCUGGAUUUGGGUUUGUUCGUUUGUUUUUUAAAAAGCCUUGAAGGCUUUUACUGGAUUAUGAAUCAUGUUGAAUGCACUGAUUUAAAAUGUUUCUUUGAAAAAUCAUGUCAAAAAAAAAUAUCCUAAUUUAUCUUGGCUUAACCAUAGCAUUUAAAAAUAAUGGAUAAUUUUGUUUGUUAGUCUCUUUAGGAUGUGCAGUUUAUUACUGAAGCAGUGUACAACCGUUUAAUGUUUUUGAUCUGUAAGUUAUUUAGAAGUGAAAGCUUCAAUUUUGAAGAAAUUGACUGUGAAACAAAAUCAUUUAAAAAUAAUAAUAAUAAUAAUUCCUGGCACUGUUCUGACUUUUCUGAGUAGAAAGACAGGGUCUCUUGGGAAGAAUUGGAGAAGGGAGCACAUGCUUUGGAAAACUAGGCUUUGUCUCAUCUUUGACACCUUUCCCCCACAGUUAUGUCGAACCUGCAGAAUCUGUCAAAAGAUUUUGUUUAACUUUGAGGGAGCGCUAGUAAUUAUUACAACUUGCACCGUUAUAUUGUAGUGAAUAAUGAUUUCUUAAGGAACUAUUCCUACAUAGCUUUUAGUUUGACCAGAAGAAUACCGUCCAAUGCCAAAGAGGGUUUUUACACUUAUUGAUUAAACAUUAUUUAUUGAUUUUACCCUGUGGAACGACAUUGUUGACUAUGAAAUAAAAAGGAUGACGUGCAUACUUUUAUAUGGUCCUGGCGUGUGUUGUUGCUUUGAGAGUUAGACACUUGGUGAUGUGCCUAAAGUGUGUGGCAACACUCCCUUCCCCCGCCCCCCAACAUUGUAAUAGCAAGAAAUGCUGCAAGCUGUGUUUGUGUAGAGCUCAG